This is a messenger RNA of Apiotrichum porosum, 3726 nucleotides long. RefSeq lists its product as uncharacterized. Gene Ontology annotation, biological process: intracellular calcium ion homeostasis. Lineage: Eukaryota; Fungi; Basidiomycota; Tremellomycetes; Trichosporonales; Trichosporonaceae. Gene Ontology annotation, cellular component: endoplasmic reticulum membrane. Gene Ontology annotation, molecular function: P-type ion transporter activity; ATP binding; ATP hydrolysis activity. Bases 1 to 3726 code for a protein of 1241 amino acids. The record is from RefSeq and is a predicted model, not a curated record. The transcript has 3 exons.
AUGCGCGACCCAUCGCGGCCGCCCAUCACGUCGUCCGAGAUCGAGUGGAUCCGGUUGCAAAACCCCAUCCCCAUCGCACUUCGUGUCUAUGGCCUUCCAUUCCUUUCGCUCUACCCGGUUCUCUACUACACCUACUACCACCGUUACGAUGACUGGGUCGUCUCGGAGGAGUGGACCUUCAUCUACUGUGUUCUGUUGUUUGCCGGUCACGCGCUGAGCUUCCUCGCCACACGCUGGAGCAAUGCCAUCCGUGCUUUCGUCUGCUACCGCCGCGCCGACUCGUUCAAGGCCGCCUCGUCGGUCCGCGUCGUCCCCGUCAAGGGCCGUGGUCACGGUGAAAUGGUCAAGCUCGACUCCAAGAACGCCCCCGGCGCCAGCGAGCCCACCUACUCGUUCAUCUACCAGCGCGACACGUACGUCUACACGGCUGAGCAUGACGUCUUCACCCUCAUCCCUUACCCCUGCGACUCGGCGCCCCCUCUUGCGCUUUUCCAGGCUUCCAAGGGCAUCUUUACACACGCCCCCAAGAACGGCAAGGUCCCCGUCGUCGCCGGCCAGCUCCCUCCCAUCCUCGACGUUCUCAAGGCCACCUACGGCGCCAACGAGUGCCAUAUCCCCAUUCCCAAGUUUGUCGAGCUCUUCGCCGAGCAUGCCGUCGCCCCCUUCUUCAUCUUCCAGAUGUUCUGUGUCGCCCUCUGGUGCCUCGACGAGUACUGGUACUAUUCGCUCUUCACUGCGUUCAUGCUCAUCGUGUUCGAGUGCACCGUCGUCUUCCAGCGCGUCCGCACGCUCACCGAGUUCCGCACCAUGAGCAUCACCCCUUACCCCGUCCAGACUUUCCGUGACGGCAAGUGGGCCGAGGUCACGUCGUCCGAGCUCGUUCCCGGCGACGUUGUCUCGAUUCUCCGCACCAAGCCUGACUCUGGUAUCCCCUGCGACCUCCUUCUUCUCCGCGGCACCUGCAUUGUCAACGAGGCCAUGCUUUCGGGCGAGUCGACCCCUCUCCUCAAGGAGAGCGUCGAGCUCCGUGAGGGUGACGACCGUCUCGACAUUAACGGCGCCGACCGCAACUCGGUCCUCUUCUCGGGCACCAAGGCCCUGCAGGUCGAGAAGCCCGGCGAGGGUGGCCAGAAGACCCCCGACGGCGGCUGCCUCGCUGUUGUCCUCCGCACCGGUUUCGGUACUACCCAGGGCCAGCUUGUCCGCACCAUGAUCUUCUCCACUGAGCGUGUCUCGGCCAAUAACUUUGAGUCGUUCCUCUUCAUUCUCUUCCUUCUCAUUUUCGCCAUUGCCGCCUCGGCCUACGUCUGGAUCAAGGGACUUGAGCGUGGCAUGGCCAAGGGCAAGCUCCUCCUGGACUGCAUCCUUAUCAUCACCUCGGUCGUUCCUCCCGAGCUCCCCAUGGAGCUGUCGCUUGCCGUCAACGCUUCGCUUGUCGCCCUCCAAAAGUACGCCAUCUUCUGCACUGAGCCCUUCCGCAUUCCCUAUGCGGGCCGUGUCGACGUGUGCUGCUUUGACAAGACUGGUACCAUCACUGGCGAGGACCUCGUCGUCGAGGGUGUCUGCGGUGUGGACGCUGCCGACCCCAAGAAGCUCGUCAACGUCACCGAGACUGGCAAGGAGACCACUCUUGCCCUCGCUGCCGCCCACGCCCUCGUCCUGCUCGACGACGGUACCGUUGUUGGUGACCCCAUGGAGAAGACCACCCUCCAGGCUCUCGACUGGAAGGUUGCCAAGGGUGACAUGGUCUCGCCCAACAACAAGGACGCCCCCAACCGUGCUCUCAUCAACAUCCGCCGCCGUUUCCAGUUCUCGUCUGCCCUCAAGCGCAUGUCUACCAUCUCGGCUGUCACCGACGCGUCGGGCAAGAAGUGGAUCGCUACCGUCAAGGGUGCCCCCGAGACUCUCAAGACCAUGUACAGCAACGUUCCCGAGCACUACGAGGAGACUUACCGCUACUACACUCGCCGUGGUUCGCGUGUUCUUGCUCUUGGUGUCAAGCAGAUGGUCAACUUCCAGCCUGAGAGGAUUACCCACGUUCACCGUGACGACGUCGAGUGCAAGCUCGAGUUUGCCGGCUUCCUCGUCUUCCACUGCCCUCUCAAGCCCGACGCCGUCGAGGUGCUCAAGAUGCUUGCCGACUCGUCCCACCGCUGCAUCAUGAUCACUGGUGACAACCCGCUCACUGCCUCGCACGUCGCCCGUGACGUUGAGAUUGUCGACCGCGACGUCAUGAUUCUGGACCUCAAGGAGGGCUCGACCGAGGAGCUCGUGUGGCGCAACGUCGACGAGACCAAGGUCGUCGCUGUCAACCCCAACCUUCCCAUCGAUGCCGACAUUCUCCGCGACUAUGACAUUUGUAUCACUGGCGCCGCUGUUCGCGAGUUUGAGGCCCGCGAGUCGUGGAAGGUUCUCGUCCAGCACACCUGGGUCUACGCCCGUGUCUCGCCCUCGCAGAAGGAGUACAUUGUCGGCACCCUCCGUGAGCUCGGCUACACCACCCUCAUGGCCGGUGACGGUACCAACGACGUUGGCGCCCUCAAGCAGGCCCACAUUGGUGUCGCCCUUCUCGAUGGUUCCAUGGAUGACCUCAAGGCUAUUGCCGAGCACCAGCGUAACGAGCGUCUCAAGAAGGUGUACGAGCAGCAGUGCCGCAUCUCUGCCCGCUUCAACCAGCCUCCUCCCCCCGUUCCCGCCGCCCUCCGUGAGGCCUACCCGGAGCUUGUCAAGACUCAGGAGGAGGUCGCCAGCAGCCACCAAAAGGCCAAGAAGCAGAACCCCAUGGAGAAGUUUGACCUUGGCAGCAUUACUUCCAAGCUCGCCGACAUGGACGACGGCCAGGAGGUCCCCCAGAUCAAGCUCGGUGACGCUUCGUGCGCUGCCCCCUUCACUUCCAAGCUCUCCAACGUUGCUGCCAUCUCGAACAUUAUCCGCCAGGGCCGCUGCACUCUUGUCGCCACUAUCCAGAUGUACAAGAUUCUCGCGCUCAACUGCCUGAUUACCGCCUACUCGCUCUCGGUCCAGUACCUUGACGGCAUCAAGUUUGGUGACUACCAGGUUACCAUCACUGGUAUGCUCAUGUCGGUCUGCUUCCUUUGCAUCUCGCGCGCCAAGCCCGUCGAGAAGCUGUCGCGCGAGCGUCCCCUCGGCAACAUUUUCAACCUCUACGUUCUCCUCUCGGUCCUUGCCCAGUUUGCCAUCCACAUUGUCUGCCUGGUCUACAUCACCUCGCUCGCCCAGUCGCUCGAGGACCGCGGCCCGAUCGACCUCGAGAAGAAGUUUGAGCCUACCCUCCUCAACACUGCCAUCUACCUCCUCGGUCUCUCGCAGCAGGUCUCGACCUUUGUCCUCAACUUCCAGGGCCGUCCCUUCCGUGAGGGCAUCAAGGAGAACAGACCCCUGUACUUUGGUCUUCUCGGUGCCUCGCUCGUCGCCUACUCGGGCGCCAUGGACAUUUUCCCCGACCUCAACAACUGGCUCCAGCUCGUCGACAUGAACUGGGACUUCCGUUUCAAGCUCACCGCCUCGAUGAUCUUUGACUUUGGCGGCUGCUACAUUGUCGAGACGGCCUGCAAGGCCAUCUUCGCCGACCUCGAGCCCGCCGAGAUGGUCACCCGUGGUCGUGAGCGCCGCGAGAAGCGUCGCGCCGAGGAGGAGGCGCUGGCGGCCGCUUCCCCCGCCCCUGCCCUCCCCGAGCUCGACGAGGUGGUGAAGAAGUCCCAGUAG